Somion occarium is the source of this 2073-nucleotide messenger RNA. Lineage: Eukaryota; Fungi; Basidiomycota; Agaricomycetes; Polyporales; Cerrenaceae. The record is from the annotation of a GenBank genome assembly.
ACACUCGGGAUGGAAUACUGUCCCAUUUACUUAUGGAAGGUAGCAUGUGAGAACCUACGGGGAAUGUCUUUCCCGAACGGUGAGACGGAGAUACCGAUCAAGUAUCAUUACUCCCACAAAAAUGAUUGCGUACUACGUGUAGUCAGCACUGCUGGUGACUUUUCACCGAGCGCAGUAGAGUCGUUAUUUGUCUUCUCCCUAGUCUUAGUCCUCUUCACAAGGAUGAAUCCUGACGAAUCUACGAUAAAGGCUGGGUCAUUCGACGAGUCGAAGAAGUUUGACUCUGUGCGGAACUUAGACUCCAGUCCAUUGCAAGAGGAUCUGUACGAGGAAGGCUCGAUAGAUCCUGUUUAUCAAGCGAAGGCUCAUGUGUUGAAUCGAGCUAUCCAGGAGAUCGGGAUGAGGAAGUAUCAGUGGUAUUUGUUCAUCGUAGCCGGUUUUGGGUGGUUCGCCGACAGCGUCUGGCCCUUACUUGGCGGCCUAAUACUUGCUCCAGUCGUAUCUGAAUUCCAGUUUCAAGGUCCCUUCCUUUCACUUGCCCUCAACAUCGGACUGUUCGUCGGAGCUGUCUUUUGGGGCUUAGGAUGUGAUAUUUGGGGACGAAGGUGGUCAUUUAAUAUUACGCUUCUCAUAGCAGGUGCAUUUGGUCUCGCUGCCGGAGGCGCUCAGAAUUUCGUUGCCCUUGCAUCACUUCUCGCAGUUAUGGGCAUUGGCGUAGGCGGUAAUAUGCCUGUUGACUCUGCAGUCUUCUUAGACUUUGUACCCGGAACACACCAAUACCUCUUGACCAUACUGUCCAUAUGGUGGUCUCUUGGACAACUCUUCGUAAACCUAAUUGCUUGGCCGCUUAUUGCGAACUUUUCCUGCCCUCAAACCGCUGCCCCUGGAACAUGUACUCGUAGCGAGAACAUGGGUUGGCGUUACCUUCUGUUCACUUUGGGCGGCGUAACACUUUUCCUUUGGGCUCUCCGAUUCUUCAUGUUUAAACUCGAAGAAUCUCCGCGAUACCUCGUUGGUCGUGGUCAUGAUGAAGCUGCUGUUGGCCUAGUCAAAGCUGCCGAUGAAGCAAAGCAGAAGGCUGGAAUUGAGAGUCUCAACGAGAAGCCCAAAAUCUUGAGCCACAGCUCGAGUUAUAGUAUGGAUCACGUCAAAGCGUUGUUCGAGACUCGCAAAAUGGCUUGGUCUACUUCGCUCUUGAUUUCUCUGUGGGGUAUCAUCGGCCUUGCGUCCACGCUCUACAAUAAUUUCUUGCCCUUCCUCCUUGCCAGUCGAGGCGCCCAAUUUGGAGACAGCUCAUACUACAUUAGUUAUCGCAACCAAGUCAUCUUAAGCGUCAUCGGCGUUCCCGGAGCCUUCCUCGCAGGCUGGGCUGUGGAACAACCCUACAUCGGCCGGAAGGGUACUCUGGCAAUCUCGGCGGGCGAGUCAUGGCUCACUGGUGUCUUUCUCUUCGCGAGUACCACAGCAAGGAGCUCGAAUGCGCUCCUUGGCUGGAAUUGCGGGUAUGCCUUCCACAGUAAUAUCAUGUAUGGUGUGUUGUACGCUAUCUCUUCCGAGAUCUUCCCUGCCAAAGACCGAGGCACCGGCAAUGGUCUUACCGCUACCGCCACUCGUGUCUUCGGUAUUAUUGCCCCGGUUAUUGCAUUAUAUGCUGACCUAGCGACAGCCGUUCCCGUCUAUGUCUCAGGAGCGUUGAUCAUCGGUAGUGGCAUACUUGCGCUAUUGUUACCUUACGAACCUAGAGGCAAAGCCUCGAUAUGACUAAUUUCCGUGGUAAGGAUACACGUAUACUUCACUUCGAAUCCUUCAAUACCGCCUCCACAAGAGGUAGACAUAGACAUUGAGAUGUAGGGAACGUAUAUAAUGUCCCAAUAGAAUUGAUACGAUGCGAUAGCAAGACGACGAGAGCGCGAUACGGUACGGUACGAGUAUCCAAAGUGAGGGAAAGGUGUAAACAACGCGACAGAGAUCAGCGGUGAAGAAAUGUCUGUAAAAGUAAUCAAGAGUAACCUCCGGCUUCGCCAGCAUAAAGUCCAGAUUCAGGAAACCGACCAACAAAGUCACCCUAUUCUC